Messenger RNA from Trichoderma atroviride IMI 206040, 993 nucleotides. RefSeq lists its product as uncharacterized. Lineage: Eukaryota; Fungi; Ascomycota; Sordariomycetes; Hypocreales; Hypocreaceae. The record is from RefSeq and is a predicted model, not a curated record.
AUGGAAAUCGACGACUUCACCAAGUAUCUCGCCGCCACUGGGCUCUCGGCGCGUGAAGCUGAGAUUCGAACAUAUGUAGCACAGGGCGCCGAAGAUGUACGCGCCAUCAUGAAUUCUUCACUCUCGCCAGACGACAUUCGACGGAUUGCCGCUCGCGAAGUUCACCCUGCCAUUCGUGGACGCCUAGUUACAGGCAUCAUCUGGUAUCUCACUUCACUGGCUGCUGAACGCAAUCAAGCUUUUCUGUCUGGUGCUUUCCUCUGCCUUGAUCCUCAUGGCAGGCUUUCUGCCUUCUUCUCGGCUAUUGGAAGUCCGCGAACUAGUAGCCAUCUCAGACAUCACAGCGCGCCAGGCUGUACGGGAGGAAUUGACCUCGUCGUAGAUGGUGCUUUGCCACCACUCGCCAACAAUCACCGGCACGUGCUUUUUAUUUCUAUUAGGAACGAUAAAUAUCGCGGCAAUUGUUUGUUUCUUAAACCUGAGCCUUACGGCAUCUCAGGAUUCCGGGAUUUUGGCCACCAUACCGAUCGCUAUGUCCGUUCGCUCUCGCGCCGGUUCCGAUUUGGCGGCAACGAUCGUGACGGGAUGCGAAAGGAACGUAUUCCAGAUCGUCAUGUCAAGGCCUUCUCAGAAGCAGUAUCUCAUCUUCCGGAUGGCGAGAGCGCCAUUGCAGAAGUUGGUAGAAAAGGCGCGGGCGAAGGUAUUGCUGGAAUGCAUGCCUAUCUUACCGCAAAGGCCCGUGAUGGAAGUGCCAAGCCUGCUUUGGCAGCAUUGUUGCGUCGACUUGAAGCGGAGUACGAUUUUGUCAGCUUGCGGUUUGGUAAUGAAGUUUGCAUUGAUUUUCCUUUCGAGAUUUCCAGGAUGCUGCCUAGAGCGCCAGGAAUUGGCGGUCCGUCGCCAUCCCUUUUGUGGUUGCAGUCUAAGGAUCAAGAGAUUCUGAUAUCUGUAGUUACUUCAGAGACGCAGAAGUCUACCAUAAGCCUAUAUAAAUAA